This is a messenger RNA of Capsella rubella, 360 nucleotides long. RefSeq lists its product as uncharacterized. Lineage: Eukaryota; Viridiplantae; Streptophyta; Magnoliopsida; Brassicales; Brassicaceae. The record is from RefSeq and is a predicted model, not a curated record. The transcript has a single exon. The coding region runs from base 1 to 330 and encodes 109 amino acids.
AUGGUUUCGAAGCUUAUAGUUGUAUGCUGCUUACUAACGUAUACUUUGGUCAUGGCGGCAGCAUUAUCAGAAGCUGAGCCUCCGGCAACAAGGAAGAUCGGCAGGCACAACUGGUCAGGAGAAGCACCGGAGGUUUCACAUUUGGAUGAGACUGUACGGCACGAACACCACCAUUCCACGGUGGACAAAUCGGUCGCCGGCGGUGGAGUUAUACUCGGGGGUUUAGCGACUACGUUUCUUGUGGCGGUGUUUUGUUAUAUAAGGGCUACGAGGAAACCGAAGCCCAUUUACGAUGAGAAGGAGACUGAGACACCUAAAGUUUUAGUUUAGUUUCUCUUUUUGUUAAUGUUUAUGUACAUU